Anopheles funestus (African malaria mosquito) is the source of this 1940-nucleotide messenger RNA. RefSeq names its product trichohyalin. Lineage: Eukaryota; Metazoa; Arthropoda; Insecta; Diptera; Culicidae. Gene Ontology annotation, biological process: apoptotic process. The transcript has 3 exons. Gene Ontology annotation, cellular component: keratin filament. The coding region runs from base 217 to 1743 and encodes 508 amino acids. The record is from RefSeq and is a predicted model, not a curated record.
UACAGUGCCAAAACAAAUCAACCGACAGAACGUGAAAAAAACCUUCAUAUCACAACAAACAACGGUCUAGUGUUUCUUUAAUUCAGUUCGUCUUUAGUGUACAAACGUUUUUUAAUGUAGCCAACUAGCUAGUGAUUACCAGAAGAACGAACAGACUCGUCGUACAUAAAGAAAAUACUUUACCUAGAGGGUGCUCAUGAAAAACAGUUCGACAGAAUGCGUAGCGCAAAGUUACAAGCCGCUUUGGUGAAACGUCGUGAAGCUGAACAAAUAAAGUAUCAAAAAUCGGCCGCCGUAGAACGAUACUAUGACCAGUGGGGACGCAUAACAAGCCGCUACGAAUCGUGGACAACACCGCAGUACUACAGGGAAGCGGAACAAGCGCUCAGGAAGCGUGAAGACGAAAAGAAAAAGCAAGAAGCAUUGGAAUCCAAGCGUAAACGUCUGAAGGACUUAUUGCAGAAGGAAAAUGAGCAGUUGCAGAAGGAGAUGGAGAAUGUAUCCCGACCGAAACCAAAAGCAGUUUCCACCGAAAUCUUGGAAGGGAUCCGUUCGCGACUUCAUAACGCGGAGGAGGCAAAAAAGCGCAUAGAUCUCGAGGCGAAUUUGUACAGCAAGUGGCGCUUUGGCUUUGAUAAGGACGCAAUCAUAAUGGACUCUAAAACAACCCACCAAGCCAUGGCCAAGUUGAAUUGGAUCGAUCGGCAAGUGGAGCUGCAGCUGCAGGACGAAAAGGAUCGUCGCGAGCAGCAGGAGCGUGAACUGAAGCUGUGCGAAGAGGUUCGUCGGCGAGAGGAAAUUUUGCUGGAAAAGAACCGAAUGCGUGAGGAAGAGAUAAAGGAGCUUCGCAGCAUGCAGGAAUUUCACAUGGCCGAACUUAAAUCCCGCGAACAGGAAGCUAACGAGCUGAAGAUGUACGAGGUGCGAUUGAAAACGAAAAAGGAAGAGAUGGCUACAGAGUUAGAGCAGCUGCGCGUCUACAACGAUCUUCGACGCGAUCGUGUAGUUGCGAUGCAUAACUUGAGGCGCAUUAAAAUGCUGCUACGCGAACGUUCCGAGGCUGUUCGCAACGACCUGCAGCAUGACAUACAGCUACUGCAGCGGAUUAGCAUCGGUAACCCCGCGUCGUCCGAUAGCGCCGAAGGAAUCGAGUAUCUGCGGCGAAAGUUUCAGCUACAGUAUGAUCUCGAGGUGGAGCAACAAAUGACAAUAGAGAAUAUGUACGAAUCGGAGGCAAAACAUAACCUGUCCAAAUGUGAAGACAAAUGGAACAGUGAAGCGAUCAUACGCGAGCAACAGUUGCGCUGUCUGCUGGAGGAUCGAUUAAUGGACUUUGAGACGAAACUGGUCGACUGCAGUCAAAGGCAACGGGAACUAAUCGAGGUCCGUGAGCAACACAUCAAAGCCAUCGAGGGGGCUAAUCAAAGACUGAAAGAGCUGAUGUCGGAUAAAUCGCGCGAUGAGUUCGUUACCUCGUCGAACAAUAGUCAGUUACGGGAUCUGCUUGUGCAGCGUGAUGCUGCUGGCACAAACGCCGCCGAGAAACAGAUCCAAAGACGACCAUCAACACAGAGUUCGCAACGAAGCAGCACUUUCAGCAGCAUUUUUCCAUUUGACGACCACUGUAACGGAUACAAGCUUCCUGAAAACCGAACCUAUACUGGAAGAGGCAGUGAAACACCUCCCGGUUCCGAAGGACUGAGCGCACCGCGAUUUGGGAAGAAAAAGGUGGCUUGGUGCUAGUGCGCUGCAACCUUAAGUAUAUUUCCGUCCAAGGGCAGUUUUUAAAUCCGCCAUGUUAGAUGUAAUAUGUUUUUUAGAAUGUUUAUAGGAUUAAUUUGUGGUUGUGUGCUUUGGAAAUAUAUUUUUAUACAAAAUAUCUUUUCGCAUCGAGCUUUUAUCUUGUGUUUCGUUCAAUUAAAUUUAUCAAAACUAAAUUA